AGUGUUUUCUGUUUACUUAUCACUACUUACUUCAUCUUGCUACCCAAUCGAAUUUCAGUCUGCAGUCUUGAGGCUGCUCGGAAUCCAAGUUCAUAGAUCCGAGUCUCGAUUUGCCACCAAUCAUCUAAUUAUAGGAACCAGCCACUGUCUAAUUGAUGUGAUGAGAAUAUUGUUAAUUCGAGGGUACUUGAAAGCACCCUUUCCUCUCACCUUCAUCCUGUUCAUUAUCCUUUGUUUUGUGGGACAACCCAAGAACUUCGGCCUCCUUAGGGAUCUGACAGACGGGAACGGGAAUUUAUUGUACAUACAUACAUACAAUUUCGGAAGUUGGAAGGCACAGGUGGGGGCGCCUAAUAAGUUCCUGCCAGCUUCAGUUCCCUCAGCUUAAUUCGAUCUCUGCCUUUCGGACCUGCUCGUCAUUUCUGCCAUGGAGACCAGAUCACUCCGCACGCGCGUGGCCAACGCCUGCGAUCUUUGCAAAUUGCGAAAGAUCAAAUGCAGUGGCGCCCGUCCAUGCGCAUACUGUGUGAGGCGGCGGCAGGCGGAUAGCUGCCGUUACACCGCUCCGCGCCGCCGCCGACCGAGGCCCCGCUCCGACGACGUCGCUGUUGAGGACUUCUCUGCUGCCGCUCCGACCCCACGGUCAUCAUCAAAUUCCGUCCCCUCCGGACGAGGCGGUCAAGAAGCGGACUCAUACCCUCGCCAACCAACGACGUCGUCAUCCACUCUCGCACCGAUUGACGGUGCCACCCGCGAAGGCGACACAUUCUCAAGCGCGGGGUCCAUUUUGCACCCCAGCCCUGCGCAACAGCAAGCCAGGAACGCCGUCCUCGCCGCCCUCGAGGAGCACGAAGAGACAGAAGUCCCCCGCGAGGCUCGUCUUCUUUGCGAUGCCCAAGGCAAACUGAUCUUCAUCGGGGACUGCGCGCCUCUUUCCUUUUUCCAGACCGUCCGGAGACUGGUCACGAGCCGCGUCGACGCCGAGGCUUUUGCCCCCGAAACCAGCGGCUACUCGGCCCUUGCGAACGUCUACUCAAGGCCUGGAGAAUCUGGUACUUACGGGGUUGAGCCGCCUGCAAUCAAGAUUCCCAUCCGCCCUACUGUGGCUGCUUACAUCGAUGUGACGGCAGGGCUGAUUGAUAUAUUUGACAAUGCGCGUCUAGCUGAUGAUAUUGCCGCCUGGGCCGAGGAGCCUCGCCCACGCGAUGCCGCCGUCGAUGUCCCAUCGGCGGUGAACUACCUGGUGCUUGCUAUCGGCUGUCAAAGGUCGGACGAGCAUACUGCCCGCCUCUACUUCGAGUAUGCUCGGAAUCUCGCAUUCACCAGCCUCAGCGGCAACGUGGGCGUUGCCAGCGUCCAGGCUUUCAUCCUCGUCACUUUCUACUCGCUCGGUGCUUGCCAAAUCAACGGGGCCUUCCUCUUCUUUGGCAUUGCGGCUCGAGCAGCCUAUUCCAUCGGCAUCCACCGAACGGCCGUUAAUGUGAGGUUUGGUCCUGAUGUUCACCGUCUGAGAGACCGGCUUUGGAAGAGCCUGAGAGUGUUGGACUUGUUUCUGAGCACAUCCAUGGGCCGGCCCCCGGCCACGUCGGAUGUUGACUGCACGGUGCCAUACCGGGCACAAGACGAAGACGGCCAGGAGAGAUUCGAUCUGCUGAACGCAUCCGCCCAGAUUUUCCUGGUAAUCGAGGCUAUCGUCCUGGAAGUCUACUCGCGCCGUAAGAUAUCGCCGCGGCUGACCGAGGGAAUAUCGCGGGAGCUCCGAGACUGGUCCGAUAGGUGGCUGCAACGACUGAAGGAAACCGUUGACAAAGCUUUACCCGGUGACCCACCUGGUACGGCUAACGGAGCCUGUCAGGUCCUCUCAAAUUAUUACUAUGCUGUCAUCCUCGUCUCACGACCCUUCUUGAUGGUCGAGCUUCACCGGAGGCUGUCGGAGAAGAGCCUUUUUGCGGACAGGUGCCUCACGAGCAAGGCGAAGCUGGCUGACGCCUGUAUCGACGCGGCAAUCCUGAUGGUCGAACCGGUACAGAGCCUCAUUGAGCGAGGCCUAAUGACGCGCCGUGCUCCAGUCGUCGUUUCGUGGCUCUUUGCCUCAUCGCUUGUGCUUGGGAUGGGUCUCAUGGGCGGUUUCGGGCGCGUAAUCGAGAAACAUUGUCGAGCUUCCAUUGCCGCCCUCGAAUAUUUCGCUCGAGCAGACACCCACGCUGUACAGUAUUCCCUUAUCGCCAAAUCUCUGCUCAGCACAGCACUUCAGUACCUCGAAAGAAGGGAAAUAGAGGAGCGGCAGCAGAGAACAGAAAGCUCGUCGCAGCUGUUUGGCCUCAUUCCUCGGACGACGCGGGUAGGCAACAACUGCGAUCGAGGAUUAUCUCGGAGCCGGCAAAGUAGUAGCCCUCGGAAGGGUAGUGACGGGUCAGACAAGGCAUAUUCGGGUCAUCUUGACAACCGGGAACCGCGGUUCAAUUUUGAUUUUGAGUCGACACUCCUCGGGCUGGCCGACAUGUCCGGCACGCCAGACUUUUCGGUCGCGGGGGGUGACUCCCUCGAUCCUGACGCCGAGCGAACUUUUGGCGCUCUCAAUCUCUUUCCUCUGUUGGAAACUGACGGCCACAUCGACUUGGCCAAUUACUUCUGAAGAUCGGCCGGGAAUUUGGCUCUAGCGGACCGUGUAAAGUAAAUUUGCUGCCUCUCCAGCUAAGGAUCAACACCGCAGGUUAAUGAAAACCCAUCGGUCAACCAGCGAACGUGAAACUUGAUUGUGGGGCUGUGCUGCGAUGGGGGGAUACACUGCAAGGGAAUGAAGACGUUUUCAUAUAAGGUACUGUCCGCCUCACCUUAGUCCGUUAACGUCAUACUACGGGCAGGAAAGAAAUUAUUGACAGAAUGCCGAUUGUCUUUGCAAGAGAGUGUAACACAUUAAUAUAUUUGGAAUAUAUCAAUCUUGUCAUUGUUGCUUUUUAUCCUUCGUUGCCUAUCGGUGC
This is a messenger RNA of Thermothelomyces thermophilus ATCC 42464, 2981 nucleotides long. RefSeq lists its product as uncharacterized. Gene Ontology annotation, molecular function: DNA-binding transcription factor activity, RNA polymerase II-specific; zinc ion binding; RNA polymerase II cis-regulatory region sequence-specific DNA binding. Gene Ontology annotation, biological process: DNA-templated transcription; positive regulation of transcription from RNA polymerase II promoter by galactose. The coding region runs from base 428 to 2635 and encodes 735 amino acids. Lineage: Eukaryota; Fungi; Ascomycota; Sordariomycetes; Sordariales; Chaetomiaceae. The record is from RefSeq and is a predicted model, not a curated record. The transcript is spliced from 2 exons. Gene Ontology annotation, cellular component: nucleus.